AUGAGGAGCUACACUGUGGAAAGAGUACCUCCUCCAAGCCGCCCGUAUUUUGGACGAUUCCUAUUUUUCAGUUUCAUCGGCACUUUGGUGCUUUUCAAUGUUGUUUUGUUAUCUUACUUGGUUGAGGUCAAGAGCAACGCCAGCAUGUCAACAGCGUCGAUAACCCAUAAGGGCCCGAAUCAUACAGACCCAAAGCUUGUGAAAUGUUUGGAAGAAUACACUCGAAAGCUAGAUCUACUGAAGUGUGGCGUCAAUGAGGAUGUUCAACUCUUUGAAACGCUAGAGCUGAUCCAUGAAACUUAUAGCGAGGCCCUCAAAAUUGUCCCCUUGAAAUGGUAUCAUGCCCAACUGGGCCUUGAGUCCCCUAGCAACUGCCAGAAGUUCAUUCUUCCUGAGCUUGAUGACUUCACUGAGCUUGUGAAGACUGUAAUACGGGAGUUCUCUUCGGCUCAGCACGCCGUGGACAACUUGGAGUUUAUUGAAGCAUCAAAGAAGCCCGAUUCCUUCCAUUCUGUUCGCUCGGUGGUGGCUGCAAAGUGCAAAAUCUGGGGUAUGGUGAGCCACACAAAUGACCUUGUCAAACGCUUUGAAACUCUGGUUCGCAUGAAUGACAUUGAAAUUGCCACUUCUACGCUUUGGCAAAUUCUCGAGGCACUGACCUUCACAAGAUUCACUGCAUUAUUGGGAAAGCCCAACCUUGAGGUAUAG
This is a messenger RNA of Candidozyma duobushaemuli, 708 nucleotides long. RefSeq lists its product as uncharacterized. The record is from RefSeq and is a predicted model, not a curated record. The coding region runs from base 1 to 708 and encodes 235 amino acids. The transcript has a single exon. NCBI's taxonomy places the organism in Eukaryota, Fungi, Ascomycota, Pichiomycetes, Serinales, Metschnikowiaceae.